AUGGACGACGGGGAAACACCAGGUUUAGUGAACACCCCUGAUUCCAUGGAAUCUGAGAUAUUGUUUGUUGAAAAACCAAAGCUUUUUGGUAUUUUAGAUGUUGACUUAGAAGAUCUUACAACAAUUCCAAAAUUUACAGAACCAGAAACAUUAAAAGCACUAGACAUUCUUGGCUACAUACCUAAAGAUCUGACUGUUAUUUCCCCUGAUGAAUAUUCAAGUAUUCCUGGUUCUGAUGAUAUACGUGCUCGAGUAAUGAUAGAAUUAAAUAAAAGAAGGCUUGAAAUGAUUGAAAAAAUCAAACAGCUACGUGAAGAAAUCAUAAGAAGGCAAAAUGCUCGCUUACCAUCCCCCGAUGUCGAAGUUGAACCUUCUAAUGUUAGUAUUCCGCCAGCAAAGAAGAAAAGAAGAGGAGGUAAAAAGAAAAAGAAGUCGAAAGCUAAUACAGAAGAUCCUAAUGAAUCAAAUCCAAAAGCUAAAAAAGGUAAAAAGCGAAAAGGAAGGAAAUUUAAAAAGCCAAAGACUUUGUUACCUGUUGAUGUGCAUCGUGAGAGGAGAGAUGAAGCACUUGAAGCAGAGAGAGUUAAACUUCUUAAGGAUCUUGAAAAGAAAAAUGCUGAUAUUGAAAGGAGACUCAAGAAUGUUGAACAACAAAGAAGAGACAAAGCUCUUGAGAUGAAGAAGAGAGUGGAAAGAGCGAGUAAAGCAGCAAGCUCUCUAAGAUUGAAAGCAGAUAAAGAAAUAAUGAAUUCAAAUAAGAAAACGAUGAAUAAACUUCAAGGUGCUGAGAAGAGAAGACAACAAAUUCUAAAGGAAAGGCAAGAUUUAAUAAGGAAAAAAUCGUUAGAUAUGAGGAAGAAAUCAAAGGCAGUAGAAUCUGAGGCAAGAAAACUUGCAAAAGAAAAAGAAAGUAAGCUUUUGGCUUUGAUAAAGAAGCAAGAAGAAAGAAGGAAAAAACUUGAAGAAGAUAAGAAAAAGAAAUUAGCUGAAGUUCAACAAAGAAGGCAUGCAGAAGUAAUAUCUCGCCUAAAUUAUGAAGCAAAGCAUAACAAAUAA
Trichomonas vaginalis G3 is the source of this 1056-nucleotide messenger RNA. RefSeq lists its product as uncharacterized. The transcript has a single exon. NCBI's taxonomy places the organism in Eukaryota, Parabasalia, Trichomonadida, Trichomonadidae. The record is from RefSeq and is a predicted model, not a curated record. The coding region runs from base 1 to 1056 and encodes 351 amino acids.